This is a messenger RNA of Copidosoma floridanum, 762 nucleotides long. It is a transcript of the gene Hmgs, whose product is annotated as hydroxymethylglutaryl-CoA synthase. Gene Ontology annotation, molecular function: hydroxymethylglutaryl-CoA synthase activity. Lineage: Eukaryota; Metazoa; Arthropoda; Insecta; Hymenoptera; Encyrtidae. The record is from RefSeq and is a predicted model, not a curated record. Gene Ontology annotation, biological process: acetyl-CoA metabolic process.
AUGUGGCCCAAAGACGUGGGGAUCAAAGCCAUGGAGCUGUAUUUUCCUGCCCAGUAUGUGGAGCAGACGGAGCUUGAAGAGUUUGACGGCGUGUCAGCUGGAAAGUACACGAUUGGUCUGGGACAGUCGAGGAUGGGCUUCUGCAACGACAGGGAGGACAUAAAUUCUCUGUGCCUUACAGUGGUCCAGAGACUGUUGGACAGAUACAGCGUGAAGCCAGAGGAUAUCGGGAGAUUAGAAGUCGGUACAGAGACAAUACUGGAUAAAAGCAAGUCUGUCAAAUCGUGUCUCAUGCAAUUGUUCGAGCCCUUUGGCAAUACGGACCUCGAGGGUAUUGAUACCACCAAUGCCUGCUAUGGAGGCACAGCAGCGCUUUUCAAUGCUACAUCUUGGAUAGAAAGUAGUGCAUGGGACGGAAGACUUGCUCUGGUCGUGGCUGCUGACAAUGCUGUUUAUGCCAGUGGUAGUGCAAGACCUACAGGUGGUGCUGGAGCUAUUGCCAUGCUUGUUGGUCCAAAUGCCCCUCUAGUCUUUGACCGUGGACUCCGUGCGUCCUGCAUGAGACACGCCUAUGACUUUUACAAGCCAGACUUGCGUUCCGAGUAUCCUGUUGUCGAUGGAAAACUUUCUAUCCAGUGUUACCUCAGUUCCUUGGACACCUGCUACCAAAGGUACUGUGACAAAGCAAAAACAAAAGUCAAUCAAGAUGUUACCCUAGAUUACUUUGAUGCUGUCCUUUUCCACUCACCAUACUUCAUUUGA